This is a messenger RNA of Thecamonas trahens ATCC 50062, 2535 nucleotides long. RefSeq lists its product as uncharacterized. Bases 1 to 2535 code for a protein of 844 amino acids. The transcript has 3 exons. Gene Ontology annotation, cellular component: cytoplasm. The record is from RefSeq and is a predicted model, not a curated record. Gene Ontology annotation, biological process: activation of GTPase activity; regulation of small GTPase mediated signal transduction. Gene Ontology annotation, molecular function: GTPase activator activity. NCBI's taxonomy places the organism in Eukaryota, Apusomonadida, Apusomonadidae.
AUGCAUGUCUGCGGGUCAACGGUUACGCUUGUCCCGUUACACCACAAGGCCGAGACUGCCAUGUGUGUUGACCUUAGGGAGUACCAUGUCAUGCCGCAUGAUGCUGCCGGGGCGCCAGUUGACUCGGCUGGGUUUAUGCUCCGGCAUCCUCAGAAUCAGAACGGAGAUGUCCUGCUCUCGGGACGCAGCGAAGACGAGGCCAAGGAGUGGAUCCGGGUCCUCGCGGCUGCACCCAACCAAGACCAGCCACCUCGGAUCACAACAGAGGCACCCGCGGAAGGCGCUGCUACGCCCAGGAGCCCGCAGACUUCCUCGCUCCUCCUCCCCCUGCCCGGAUGGGUGCUGGACGCUGCCUCCCACUACCCCGCCGAUGCCAACGUGUUGCUCGAGAACAACAAGCUCUCACUCGCGUGGUACCGCCUGCACUUUGCCCAAACCUCACAUGCCAACUUCCUCGGCGAGAACGUGAAUGAGAAGGGUGAACACGUGGUGAUUUCGGUCAUGAGGUCGGGCGAGCGACGGAUCCGUGCCAUCGUGUGGACAACGGCGAGCGUCACACCGCUGGAGAUUGCGACCACCAAGAAGUUCAAGUCGUUCAAGCGUGACCUCAAGACAGUCCUCCUCGAGUUUGAUCCCCAGGGCCUGGGCAAGAAGCACAGCAAGUUUCGCAACGUCACCGGCAGCCGCGUCGCCAACGCACUCGUGCGAAUCGAGGACGCGCUCUUCCCGCGACAGCUCGCAGUCACCGUUCUUUUUGCACGAGCCGACCAGCAGUACUCAUCGCAAAUCCUGGGCAACUCUGUUGUGCUCGACAGCAGCAACGAGGACGUGGACGCCCAAGGCGACCAGACGGGUUCCAGCGACGGCAUCGCCGCGUUCAAGGACUUUCUCUCACUCCUAGGCACCGAAGUCGAGCUCAAUGGCUGGGACGGCUACGCCGGGCAGCUCGACACGUCGGCGGCGGCGCGGACGGGCAAGACGUCGUACUUUACCACGGUCGGCGCCACUGACAUCAUGUUCCACGUCGCGCCACUCAUUCCGGGCUCACAGAUCCGGCGUGCUGUGCGGCUCAAGGCCAACAUUGCGGCCAUUGUGUUCUUGGAGAGCGCGAACACGAGCGUCCAGCUCGAUCUGAUCAUGUCAUCGCGGACGUGCACAAUCCUGGCGGUGGCUCCGAGCCCAUCCGUUCCGGGCGCGUACAUCUGCCAGACCGCACGGCGGCGCGAGGCGACCGGGCACUCGUGCCUCCCGAGUGCAACGGCAUACCCGGCGGGCCAUCCGUCACUCGCCGGCGCGCUGCUCGCGUCGCUCGUUAACGGCAUCCAUUCUGCGUUGCGGAGGUUCCCGGUCCUUGUUCGUGAGCUGAGCAACGUCCGGCGUGCUGUGUACGAAUCGCUGGUCAUGGCGGUUUCUACUUCCUCGCCCGGGUUUGAGCUCGGCCCAUCGUCGGGCAAUCCAGUUGAUGUCGCAAGCAUGCGCGUGCUGGCGCCCAUCAUUGGUGCCAACAAGAGCGGGGCACGUGGCCGUGCAGACGACGCCUGUCGUUUCGUACAAAACGUCCGUAUUACCGGAUGGGACAUUUGGGACAACAUGGUGUACUUUGCCGAUGUGCGUGGCCUCCACACCCACAACGUCCUCCAGUCGGUUUCUGCGUCUCGGACGCUCGUCUCGGGUGCGAUUUCUUCGUUCCGCAUUGUGCGUUCGCUCGGCGUUGUCAUUUUCCGUGGCGGUGUGGGCAAGCGCGCGGCCAAGACGUCGAUCCAGUACGCGUACCUCUCAAGCAUCGGACCGGCGGUUACACACACGCUGGACAAGACCAAGAGCGCAACGUGCUUUGACAUGCUCGUCACCAAAGGCGGGACGGCGAUGCUGGCCGUGGCAGUCAAGUCGACCAUCCGCAUUUUUGAGUGGGUCCAUGGCCUCUUUGUCCUCUCGACCACGCUCAAGCUUGAGCAGCGCCCAAUUCGGGUCUCGUUCUUCUCGUCCGGGCGGCUCUCGCUCGUUCUUCCCUCGGGCUUUAUCGUCAUCCACCCUGUCACUGGCAAGUACUGCAAGCUUUUGGCCGAGCCUCAGGCUGAGGAUGAGAUUGCCAUUGGCGACAACGCACAGACCACCGAGCUUGACUUGGAUGAGCCGUCGUCGCACGUCCUCAUCACUUCCCGGUUUUCUUCGGUCCUCAUUGACGCCGACAGCGGGCGGAGCGCGCACAGCAUCAUGCCGCACAUCUCGUGGAUUCGCGCACCGCAUCGCAUUGCCACGCUUGGGCCGCAUGUCAUUGGCAUCUCGGGCGCCUCGAUCGAGGUUCGGCUAGCGUGCAGCGGCGCGUUCAUGCAAGCCACCGACUUGCCGCAACCAAUCGUCGCGCUUGUCUCGACGGGUGACUCGCUGUUCUUGGCCUCGGCGUCCGGCAAGACCAAGUCCGCCACCGUGUACCAAGUGUAUCUUGCGCCGACUCUGCUGCCGAUUGCGACUCGGCUCGCUCCAGACGUCGCAGGUCUCAUCGACCACAUUUGCAUCGACUCGGUCAUCGCUUGA